GCGGCAAAUGCCAUGACAUCUUGCGGGUAGCAUUAUAGCAGGAAGUAGUGGUGUGCGCACAGGCCUUGUUUUCCUGCAGUAAAUUACAACAUCAAGACGUUUGGAGAGUUGGUCUUAAUAUUUGGAAUUUUGAAUCGCUGCCGAGCUUCUGCUUAUAUCUUUGAAGAUGUCUGCAGCUACCGCAUUAGCUCCAGAGCCCUCGUCGACCGGCUUUUCGUUUGACAAUUGUCAGAGAAAUGCAGCAUUUGAAGCGUCUGGCAUCAAAUUGCCCAAGGCAGUGAAGACGGGCACCACCAUCUGUGGCAUUGUGUACAAGGACGGCGUGAUCCUGGGCGCCGACACGCGCGCCACCGAUGGCAGCACGGUGGCGUCGCUCAACUGUCAGAAGAUCCAUUACCUGGCGCCCAACAUGUACUGCUGCGGCGCCGGCACGGCCGCCGAUACCGAACAGACCACCAAGCUGAUCUCGUCCAACCUGGAGCUGCACUCGCUCAACACCGGCCGCCAGGCGCCGCUCAGCACGGCGCUUAAGAUGCUGGCGCAGAUGCUGUUCAAGUACCAGGGCCACAUCUCGGCGGCGCUGGUGCUGGGCGGCGUGGACCGGCUGGGGCCGCACAUCUACAGCGUACAUCCGCACGGCUCCGUCGACCGGCUGCCGUACGUCACCAUGGGCUCCGGCUCGCUGGCCGCCAUGGCCGUCUUCGAGUCGCGCUUCCGGCCCAACAUGGAGCUGGAGGAGGGCAAGCAGCUGGUGCGCGACGCCAUCGCCUCGGGCAUCUUCAACGAUCUGGGCUCGGGCACCAACGUCGACCUGUGCGUCAUCACCAAGGACGGCGCGCAGAUGCUGCGGCCCUACGACAAGGCCAACGUCAAGGGACAACGCCAGGAGCGGUAUCGCUUCAAGCGCGGCACGACGGCCGUGCUCAAGCAGCGGCUGGUCAAGUUUGACGUGCAGGAGGAGGUCAGCAUGGACACGUCCGAGGCGGGCGGCUCGCUCUGAGGCGACGGCCAACCCUUCACGGCCGCCCGGCGCGGCAGGAGGCGCGGCUCGAGUCGCGUGGCCGCGGCGGGCUCGGACCUGUCACCCGCCCCGUGACUACACCACCAGUGAUGAAACCUGUUCUUUGUCCCAAAAAUAACACAACCAUAACAG
Molecule: messenger RNA, 1153 nt
Organism: Pollicipes pollicipes
Lineage: Eukaryota; Metazoa; Arthropoda; Thecostraca; Pollicipedomorpha; Pollicipedidae
Gene: Prosbeta2
Product: Proteasome beta2 subunit
Exons: 4
Coding region: 167-1000 (277 amino acids)
Cellular component (GO): proteasome core complex; cytoplasm
Molecular function (GO): threonine-type endopeptidase activity
Source: RefSeq, a predicted model, not a curated record